Dermacentor silvarum is the source of this 738-nucleotide messenger RNA. RefSeq lists its product as uncharacterized. Bases 33 to 572 code for a protein of 179 amino acids. The record is from RefSeq and is a predicted model, not a curated record. Lineage: Eukaryota; Metazoa; Arthropoda; Arachnida; Ixodida; Ixodidae. The transcript is spliced from 6 exons.
GCACAAAGAUUUUGCCAUGGCAUCAAUCGGCCAUGCGCCAAAUCUUCUAUUCCUCGUUUCAUGGGUUGGCUUGUCGAUUGUGUGACUCCCAUGUGAUUCGUCUGGUCGCAUGUCCAAUUUCAGCUGUUCAUGGAUCACAAGCACGUGUAACUUCUGAUAAGGCCAUAAUCUCUAGAAAGCAAGUUGCCGAUUUCACGGUCCGCAGUAAGGGAACCCAUACAACUGUUGUUGUGGAAUAUGCAACACUUCCUGCUGAAGUGACACACAUAAAUGAGGAGGCAAUACACCUCCGUGGAGAGUUCGAGGUCCUUGAAGCUUCUGAUAAUUGCCUGCUUACGGCACUUGAUAAAGGAAACGGUGGCCUGCGUACAUGCAUAUUGUGGAGUUCCUUUUUCGCUGUACCAAAUCAAGAAAGCAGAUGCAUUACUGCCCUUUCAUCAUGCACAAGCGAUAUGGUGAACAUGACAACACGCAGUAAUGAGUGCGAGGAAUAUGAUGCAUCAGAGAAACGUCGAGAAGAGAAAGCCAAUAAGGAAUUGUUGAAUGCGCAUGGUGGCGAUAGCCAAUCGUAGGGUUUCUUUUUCUUGUAUAGACUGGCUCGAAGCAAAAUAUUGGUGCUUUCCUUUCUACAGAUUUGUCCAAAUAAAUAUGCCAACUGCAUUACAUUGCCGAUCAGUUCCCGAAAACAGUAAUCCUUUUUUGCGCGAAAAACUUGGCUAUCCUAUUGAAAAAGCCCAU